Messenger RNA from Drosophila navojoa, 1564 nucleotides. RefSeq names its product short/branched chain specific acyl-CoA dehydrogenase, mitochondrial. Gene Ontology annotation, cellular component: mitochondrion. The record is from RefSeq and is a predicted model, not a curated record. NCBI's taxonomy places the organism in Eukaryota, Metazoa, Arthropoda, Insecta, Diptera, Drosophilidae. Gene Ontology annotation, molecular function: acyl-CoA dehydrogenase activity; flavin adenine dinucleotide binding.
UAGUCGCGCGUGAGAAGUCAACUGCAGUAGUUGUGCGUGGGAAGACCUAGAAGCAGUGUCCAGUUUCCAGUGUUGAUUGAAUUUAGUUCUUACACUUACAUACAUACAUAAAGAUCAAAGAUGAUGAACAGCCUGAAGAAGAUGCCCAUCCGUAUGCUGGCCAAUGCAGCACGUCAGCAAUCCGCAGCCAUGUCCUCGGCGACCGGCCUCCCCCCUGCACUAACAUUCCUCACCGACGAUGAGAAAAUGAUGAAGGAAACAGUUGCCAAAUUGGCCCAGGAACAAAUCCAGCCCCUGGUCAAGAAAAUGGACUUUGAGCACAAGUUUGAUCCGUCUGUGGUGAAGGCCGUCUUCGAGAACGGUCUGAUGGGCAUUGAAAUCGACACGGAACUGGGCGGCAGUGGCUGCAACUUCAUGACCAACAUCAUCGUUGUCGAGGAGCUGUCCAAGAUUGAUCCAGCUGUCGCUGCCUUCGUGGACAUUCACAACACAUUGGUCAACUCGCUGAUGAUCAAGUUUGGCAACGCCGAGCAGAAGGCGAAAUAUUUGCCCAAGCUGGCUCAAGAAUAUGCCGGCAGCUUCGCUCUGACUGAGCCGGGUGCAGGCUCUGAUGCCUUCUCCCUAAAGACUGUGGCCAAGAAGGAUGGCUCUCACUAUGUGAUAAACGGCACUAAGAUGUGGAUCUCCAACUCCGAUGUUGCUGGUGUCUUCCUGGUCUUUGCCAAUGCCAAGCCUGAGGAUGGCUAUCGUGGCAUUACCACCUUCAUUGUGGACCGCGAGACUCCCGGUCUGACUGUGAACAAGCCUGAGGACAAGCUGGGCAUCCGUGCCUCCGGCACCUGCAUGCUGACCUUCGACAAUGUGCGCGUGCCCGAGGAGAAUAUCCUGGGUACCUUUGGCCAUGGCUACAAGUACGCCGCUGGCUUCCUGAACGAGGGUCGCAUCGGCAUUGGCGCCCAGAUGGUGGGCCUGGCCCAGGGCACCUUCGAUGCCACCAUUCCAUAUCUGUUGGAGCGCAAACAGUUCGGCGACGCCAUCUACAACUUCCAGUCCAUGCAGCACCAGAUCGCCACCAUUGCCACAGAGAUUGAGGCGGCUCGUCUGCUCACCUACAAUGCGGCUCGCCUGCAGGAGGCCGGCGUACCCUUCUUGAAGGAGGCGGCCAUGGCCAAGUUCUACGCCUCGGAGGUGGCACAGCGUGCCGCCACCAAGUGCAUUGACUGGAUGGGCGGCGUGGGCUUCACCCGUGACUUCCCCCAGGAGAAAUACUAUCGUGAUGCCAAGAUCGGUGCCAUCUAUGAGGGAACCACCAACAUGCAGCUGAGCACCAUUGCCAAGUGCAUCAAGAAGGAGUUCUCGGGCUAAGAUACCCAAAUCCCCAAAUCCCCCCAAGCACCUAAAUCCCUUAAUCCCUAAGUCUGUAUAUAUAAAGCUGCGAUAUCGUACAACAGAUACGUCAAGUGCAUUUAGCUGGACUGGUCAACGAUUUCUGAGGAUCAUGGCCAACGCAUUUAUAACAAUUUUUUUUGUUAACUUUUAUUAAAUAUGAUUCAAUUUAUAAAGA